ACGCCUCUGCCAUCAGUCGAUCCAUUGGUCCAGAGAGAGAAACGCAUUGACUGUUUGACAGACGCUGCUAGUGCAAUCUGCUCUCUCUUUUCCGGUUAGGUUGGUUGAGGACUUGAGGUGCUUGUAAGAUGGGUUCUGGUGGCAAGUGUCUGGCGUUGGCCGCGCUGCUGCUCGUGAGCUGCGCGUCGACGGCGACCGCGGCGAAGUACACCGUCGGCGACACCUCCGGCUGGACCACCGGGGCGGACUACACCACCUGGGCCAGCGACAAGAAGAUCAAAGUCGGCGACACCCUCGUGUUCAACUACGCCGGUGGGGCGCACAACGUGGCGGAGGUGAGCGCGGCGGACUACGCGUCCUGCUCCGCCGCGAACGCGCUCAGCAGCGACGGCAGCGGCGCCACCACCAUCGCGCUCAAGACCGCGGGGAAGCACUACUUCAUCUGCGGCGUCACCGGCCACUGCAGCAACGGCAUGAAGCUCGUGGUCAACGUCGCCGCCGCCACCGCCGCCUCGCCGCCCAAGGCGUCCCCGACCCCGGAUACCCCCGACACCCCCUCCACCACCCCGACGUCCCCGUCCACCCCCGGCGCCACGCCCAAGACCCCGGCGACCGUGCUCGCGCCCCCGGCCAAGCAGUCGGAGUCCGGCGCCACCGGGCUCAGGGCCACGGCGCUGACUGGCCUGGGCAUCGCCGGGCUUGUGGCCGCGGGUCUCUUCUAGGGACGAGGCCAGGGUGGAGGCAGUGCUGUACGUACGUACGUACGUACGUUAGGUUGCAUGUCGUCGAUCAGCUCAUCGUGUCAGUCGUUUCUCGUUUGUUGAGGAGGCCAUAUUUCUUUUGACGGAGGGGACUAGCUUUUGUUGUGGUUGGCACGGGGGUUGGAUGCCUUGGAUUCCAUGCUAUGAUUUUUUUACAUCACAUUCAUGUCAUUGUCGUGUAUUUUUGCCUACUUUGUACUGUGCUACGUGAGUGCUGGUUCAUUUAUCUAUAGGCAGAUUUGCACGUGUGAUUUAUUUUCAUAUAA
This is a messenger RNA of Triticum dicoccoides, 1027 nucleotides long. Its product is annotated as blue copper protein-like. Bases 129 to 722 code for a protein of 197 amino acids. Gene Ontology annotation, molecular function: electron transfer activity. NCBI's taxonomy places the organism in Eukaryota, Viridiplantae, Streptophyta, Magnoliopsida, Poales, Poaceae. The record is from RefSeq and is a predicted model, not a curated record. Gene Ontology annotation, cellular component: plasma membrane. The transcript is spliced from 2 exons.